UGUGCUCAAUAUAUACGGUUCUAAUUUAGAAAAUAGAACAAACUAUCAAAACUACAGAAUAGCUCAAACGAUACAGCCUGUGUUAUACAGUCAGAAGUUUCUCCAACGCAAAGUAGCGUGCUAAGCAAUAAAAGAAACAGUUAAUACUAAAGGGUACGAUACCUGAGAAUCAAUAAAAUAUUCCCAACAAGAUGGGAUAACUCCGCCUGUAGCUCUUCUAGAGUUACUGCCGGUCCCAAGCCCGGGUAAAGGAGGAGGGUUGGGCAUGGGGUUAGCGUCCCCAUCCCGUAGAAAACUAACUCGCUAAAAAAACGCUUACCAGAAAAAAUAAUUCAAACCAUUUUAACUCCGCCCUGAGAGUUAGAAGGUCUUCAUUUAGAAGAAUUAUGACGCUUCAUGGUGAAAGCCGAGUUCCUUCGGAAGCCACGAGGCCGAUGCCCCUUCUAACAACCAGAGCAAAAAUUUUUAUAGGUACAUGGAACGUUAGAACAAUGUGGGAAACCGGGAAGACCAGUCAACUUGCAACGGAAAUGAGGAGAUACAACUUAACAGUACUGGGAAUCAGCGAAACCCACUGGACCCAAGCUGGACAGAAAAGGCUAGCUACGGGAGAGAUGCUGCUAUACUCCGGUCACGAAGAGGAAAAUGCUCCACACACUCAGGGAGUUGCUCUAAUGCUGUCCAAAGUAGCACGAAAUGCACUUGUAGGAUGGGAAUCCCACGGAUCCAGAAUCAUCAAAGCAUCAUUCAAAACAAAGAAGGAGGGGGUCUUAAUGAAUAUUAUCCAAUGUUAUGCACCCACCAAUGGUAGCAACGACGAAAUUAAAGAUCAAUUCUACGAGCGGCUGCAGUCAAUCAUAGAGAAAUGCUCAAGAAAGGACCUCACCAUUCUGAUGGGAGAUCUAAAUGCCAAGGUCGGAAUAGACAACACUGGAUAUGAAGAUAUUAUGGGACGACAUGGACUGGGAGAGAGGAACGAAAAUGGAGAAAGAUUUGCAAAUCUAUGUGCAUUCUACAAAUUGGUCAUAGGAGGCACAAUAUUUCCACACAAACGUAUACACAAGGCUACAUGGAUCUCACCGGACCACACUACAGAGAACCAGAUAGACCAUAUUUGCAUUAAAAAAAAAUUCCGAAGGACAAUGGAAGAUGUGAGAACCAGGAGAGGAGCUGACGUAGCUUCAGAUCACCACCUAGUUGUAGCCAAUUUAAAACUGAAGCUAAAAAAGAACUGGACAAGUGGACAAACAGCAAUACAAAGGUUCAAUACAGCCUUCCUUCGAGAUACUGACAAACUCAAUGAAUUCAAGAUAGCUCUCAACAACAGAUUCCAAGCCUUUCAAGAUCUACUGAAGGAAGAAGAAACUACCAUGGAGGACAACUGGAAAGGCAUCAAAGAAACAUUGACUUCAACGUGUCAAGAGGUUCUGGGCCUAAAGAAACACCAUCAUAAGGAAUGGAUCUCUAUAGAAACACUGGACAAGAUCAAAGAAAGGAAGAACAAGAAGACAGCAAUUAACAACAGCCAAACACGAGCAGAGAAAGUCCAAGCACAAGCUGAAUACAUAGAAGCAAACAAGCAAGUGAAGAGGAGCAUUAGAGCCGACAGGAAGAAAUACGUGGAAGAAUUAGCAACGACGGCAGAAAAAAGCUGCUAGAGAAGGAAAUAUGAAACAGCUCUACGAUACAACGAAGAAACUAUCAGGGAAAUACAGUAAACCAGAGAGGCCGGUCAAAGACAAAGAAGGCAAGCCAAUCACUGAAAUUCAACAACAGCGAAACAGAUGGGUAGAAUACUUCGAGGAACUCCUGAAUAGGCCGGCUCCAAUGAAUCCACCGAACAUCGAAGUAGCAUACACAGAUCUUCCUAUAGAUGUCAACCCACCAACGACGGAAGAAAUUAGAAUGGCCGUCAGACAAAUCAAGAACGGGAAAGCAGCAGGACCCGACAACAUACCAGCUGAAGCACUGAAAUCAGACGUCGAAGUAACCACAAGCAUGCUUUACCCUCUAUUCAAAAAGAUUUGGGAGGAGGAACAAGUGCCAAUGGACUGGAAAGAAGGACACCUCAUCAAGAUUCCAAAGAAAGGAGAUCUGAGCAAAUGUGAAAACUACAGAGGCAUUACACUACUGUCAAUACCAGGGAAAGUCUUCAACAGAGUGUUGCUGAACCGGAUGAAGGAUGCAGUAGAUGCCCAACUUCGAGAUCAACAAGCUGGAUUCCGAAAGGAUCGGUCGUGCACAGACCAAAUUGCAACACUACGGAUCAUCGUCGAACAAUCAGUUGAGUGGAACUCGUCACUAUACAUCAACUUCAUUGAUUAUGAAAAGGCAUUCGACAGUGUAGAUAGGAGGACAUUAUGGAAACUUCUUCGACACUACGGAGUUCCUGAGAAGUUUGUCAAUAUUAUCCGGAACUCAUACGACGGACUACAGUGCAAAGUAGUGCAUGGAGGACAGCUGACAGAUGCAUUCCAAGUAAGGACCGGAGUCAGACAAGGCUGUUUACUCUCUCCCUUCCUCUUUCUUCUGGUGGUCGCCUGGAUUAUGAAGACCUCAACAUCUGAAGGAAAACACGGAAUACAAUGGACAGCUCAGAAUCAAUUAGACGAUCUGGACUUCGCAGAUGACCUAGCCCUCCUAUCACGUACACGUGAACAGAUUCAGAUAAAGACAGCCAAUGUAGCAGCAGUCUCUGCAUCAGUAGGCCUCAGUAUACACAAAGGGAAAACCAAGGUCCUCAAAUUCAAAGCGAAGAACAGCAAUCCAAUCACCCUUGAUGGCGAAACUCUGGAAGAUGUAGAAUCCUUCACAUAUCUGGGAAGCAUCGUCGAUAGACAUGGAGGUUCAGAUGCAGACGUAAAGGCGAGGAUUGGCAAAGCAAGGGCCGCAUUCCUACAAUUGAAGAACAUAUGGAACUCAAAACAACUUUCAACCAAUAUCAAAGUGAGAAUCUUCAAUACGAACGUCAAGGCAAUUCUACUGUAUGGAGCUGAAACUUGGAGAACUACAACAACCACAAUCAAGAAAGUACAAGUAUUUAUAAAUAGCUGUCUACGCAAGAUACUCAACAUCCAUUGGCCGGAUACCAUCAGCAAUAGCCUUCUGUGGGAGAGAACAAACCAACUUCCAGCUGAAGAGGAAAUUAGGAAAAGACGAUGGAAGUGGAUAGGACAUACAUUACGCAAAUCGUCAAACUGCAUCACGAGGCAAGCUCUAACUUGGAAUCCUGAAGGGAAGCGGAAAAGAGGAAGGCCAAAGAACACGUUACGUCGGAUAAUAGAGGCAGAUAUGAAAAGGAUGAAUUACAACUGGAAGGAGCUGGAAAGGAUUGCCCAGGACAGGGUUGGAUGGAGAAUGCUGGUGAGCGACCUAUGCUCCUUCACGAGGAGUAACAGGUGUAAGUAAGAAGUAAGUAAGUAACAAGAUGGGAUCAAAUAUCUACCUGCAGGGAUUCCAGCAAUCCUCCCAAGCAGACAGUCAAAAGGUUAACAGCCACACGCUGAAUCACGCCGUGACC
This is a messenger RNA of Schistosoma haematobium, 3520 nucleotides long. RefSeq names its product LINE-1 retrotransposable element ORF2 protein. The transcript has a single exon. Bases 1669 to 3408 code for a protein of 579 amino acids. Lineage: Eukaryota; Metazoa; Platyhelminthes; Trematoda; Strigeidida; Schistosomatidae. The record is from RefSeq and is a predicted model, not a curated record.